Messenger RNA from Sitodiplosis mosellana (orange wheat blossom midge), 2040 nucleotides. RefSeq lists its product as uncharacterized. The coding region runs from base 15 to 1820 and encodes 601 amino acids. Lineage: Eukaryota; Metazoa; Arthropoda; Insecta; Diptera; Cecidomyiidae. The transcript is spliced from 2 exons. The record is from RefSeq and is a predicted model, not a curated record.
UAUUGAACAAAAUUAUGCAAAGUCCAACUGGUGUUGGUGAUGGGGAGUCAUCGGAUGGUGUAAACGGAAGCAAGCGUAAACCCGAGACUGCCAGCAAGGAUAUUGAACAGACAAAGAAGCAAAAGUCGAUGCCAUUCGAUUCAAAUGCCAAUUAUGGAGAAGCAAAGAAAAGCGACACGUUGUUCUUUUGUGAUUAUUGCACCGAUCCGAAUGAUUCCAGCAAAUCGUUCAGUGGUACGGCCGAAGAAGUCCAUGCACAUUGGCUUUCAUCCCAUGUGAAUGAGUCAAUUUCUCAGCCGUCCCAAUGUCAUGGCAUUAAAAAUGAAGCACAACAAACGAAUACGAUGUUCUACUGCGAUCAUUGUAUCGAUUCAAGCGACUCCAGUGAAUUGUGCAGCGGUACAGUUGCCGAGGUCUACGAACAUUGGCUGACAUCACAUCUCAAUGACCGGAUUGCUCAUCCGUUUCAGUUCUAUGCCGUUGAUUUAGCCAAAUGUUUCCACUGUGCAGAGGUCGGCACGUAUCACGAUCUGGUGAAACACCACAAGCACCAACACAAGUCCAAAUUUUUCACAAUUUCUGAUCGAUUGAACCGCGACAGGUGUGGCAUUUGUCACUUCAAAGAUGACAAUUUGAUUGAGCAUUUCAGAAGUAGUCAUGAAUCAGUGUCGUCGUCCAAAAUCUUCAAUCCAGUCUUUUAUUCGGAAGAACGAAUUACGGAGCUAUUGAACAUUAAUGCUGAAAAGGAGCAUCGAUGCAUCGAAUGCAGCCAAACAUUCGAAACACACGUCGAAACGUACCAACAUUUUGCAGUUGCACAUGCCGACCAAGACGUGAAUCCGUUUGUCGGUGGCCAAAGCCAGCCAGUCUAUUUGAUUUGUGGUUUCUGCAUGAAAAUCGUUGCUGUUAAUCAAUUUUUACACCAUUUUAAGAAGCAUUCGUACAAUUUUCCAUGCUCAAAAUGCGCAUAUCGAUCAUCUGAUCUGGCCGAAUUGGUGUUCCACGAGAGAAAAGUCCACAGCAAUGACUCUUUGAACUAUCAUUGUGCAGUAUUUCCCGAUUGGCUGCGCAACAAAUUUCACAACACAAAAAUGGUGUUCCCGAAUGGUCUCGUUUUAAAGAAUUUCAACGUUCUCGGAACCAAAUUCGAUGACAGUAAAUUGUUUGGCGUUUUCAUCGAGGGCAUUUUGGAUGCGAAAAAAGAAUGUUUGGAGCAAAUGAUGAAAAUGAAUCCUGCGAGUUCCAAUGAUGGGGAGACACAAAAAGAGCAAAUAUCGCAGGAAGGGCCAGUAGCAGCACCAUCGGCACUUGACGCAACACUUAUUGCCGAACUGAAUAAGCAACUUUGUCUCAGACAUAAUUUGUAUGUUGAUGGAAUUCGAAGCUGCCUCAAAGACAUUGGCCUACAGAAUGUAUUUCUGAAAUUAUGCCAACAGCUAGAGGUAAAUAUGUCAGCCAGUGAUAUUAAACGGAUUGAGGAGAAGAACAGCAAUGGAAUGUCUGUGGAACUACACCGAAUGGACUUGAAGAUGAUGAUCUUGAACCGCAUGAAAACACGAACAAUUUGGUCAAAUGAAUUGGUGCAGUUGUCCGAAGACCAAACACCAUGGAAAAUUUCAAUUAUCAAGGAAUUGACACCAUAUUAUUCCGGCAUUUGGCGAAAGGCAGUUGAACUUUCAAAACGAAACGCAAUACAUUCGUUACGAAUUACCGAUGAAGGGUUAAAGGUGACGCGUACACCCACUGAAGCGGGACAUACCGUGCGGUCAGAACAAGAGCUAUUGGAUUACAUCGAGAAAACGGAGCAUCAACAUGAAUAACGUUGCCAAUUUCUCCUCAAGCAAACUUUUUCAGGUUUCAUUAGAAGAAGCUUCUGCUUCUGUGAAGGAAAACUUAGUUUUAAGCCAUUCAAAACUAAUAAUAUUCUUUUAAAGAUUUUAGGACUACAAGUUUUUUAUGUUUUUUUUCCUCAAUCAAUGGGAUUUUAUUUUGAUAACCAUAAUUCAAGAACUUUUAUAAAAUAAUCAACAAAAAAAUGGA